CCCCACUCUGACUAAAAAAAGAAGAUAAAAAGUAGUAUAGUGGUGAUCUCGUGUGAGGAGGGCACCUGCUGGAGGGGCCGGGACAUCCCUGAAGAAACAGAGAUAACGAAAGCAACUGGAAGCUGGAAAAGUCCCCGGGGUGAAAAAAGAAGAAAAAGGAGGUAGGAAAUUUCUAGAAGCUGGUGAAAGGUGAACCAGAAACCCGUGGUGCUGGCCAUUCGCGGAAACGGGGGAGCUGAGGAGGAGAAACUGGCGGCAAAAAGUCAGUUAACCAUGUCUUUAAAUUCAUCUACACUUUUAAAUGAAGAAAACACUCAAGGAGCAAAAAGAAAUAAUGGGUGUUUGGAAAGCCUACUGCAGACUCCAUCAUCGUUUCAAGAUAAUCCACUGCAACAAUUACAGUUAGCAUCCCAGGAAGUACUGGAGAAGGCAAAAAAGAGUGGGAGAUCAAAAUGCCCCCGAUGCAAUAGUUCAAGAAUGUUUUAUUGUUAUACAUGCUUUGUUCCUGUUGAAACUGUCCCUACCACAGAAAUUCCAAUUGUGAAGUUACCUUUGAAGAUUGACAUUAUUAAACACCCAAAUGAAACUGAUGGCAAAAGCACUGCUGUGCAUGCUAAGCUCCUGGCACCUGAUGAUGUUACAAUUUAUAAAUACCCGUGCAUUCCAGAAUAUGAAGAGAAGAGACACGAAAUAGCACUUAUAUUUCCUGGCCCCAAUUCAGUUUCAGUAAAAGAUAUUGCUUUCCAUCUCCAAAAGUACACCAAGAAAGGUGUCUGUGCUAGUGAGGAUGACUGUUCCAGAGAGCCACUUCUUAAACAAGCAAAAAUAGAACCUGAAGAAGAAAAAAAUCCAAAUGAAUGCAUCUCAAGCAGCAGGCGUGAAGGCACUAGACUGAAGAAAAUAAUAUUUAUCGACAGUACCUGGAAUCAAACUAACAAGAUAAUAACUGAUGAACGUCUUCAAGGGUUACUGCAAAUUGAGUUGAAGACAAGGAAAACUUGCUUUUGGCGUCAUCAGAAGGGAAAACCAGAUACAUACCUUUCCACAAUAGAAGCAAUUUAUUAUUUCCUUGUGGACUAUCAUCAGGAGAUUUUGAAAGAGAGCUACAAAGGACAAUAUGAUAAUCUGCUUUUUUUCUUUUCAUUUAUGUAUUCAUUGAUUAAAGAUGCCAAGUGUUAUGCAGGAAAAGAGUAAACUGUCUGUUGGUGCAUGACACUACUUUUUUUUGUAAUUAUAAACUGCAUAAACAUAACUGGGAUUUAUUUUUUAGAAAUAGAUUGUACUCUAUAUAACGUCCAAAAGGGAGCUGCAGACCUCAUCCUGCACACUUGAGGUUGUAGAAGUUCUCAGAUAACCAGUCUGAUGAGAGUUACUUAUUUGAGAGCAGUUACAUUUUGCUAAAUACUGCUGUAGUUCAGCUUGCAGACCUGAUGUGCUCACUGUGAUGAGCACAUUUCCAGAGAUGGGAGGGGAGGACUUGACCCCUCUUACCAUAAGGAGUGAUCUCUUUUGACUGUAAGAAGGAAUUAGCAUGCUGGUUUUUCAUUGUUACUAAUACUUAGGUCAGCUGUUUUCUUUGUGGUUUGCACAGCAAUAGUGAUUUCACCUUCUUGGUGUAAAGGCUUACUGAAAUGAGCAGAUGGUGUUUAGUUUCCAGGGAGAGUGGCAGCAAUACAGAAUGAAAGAGGACAUUAACUGAAGAUGAAUUAUAUACUUUCAAGAUUGAUUCUGGAAAAUUCUUCUAGUAAUAAAAAAUGGUCUCUUUAAACACUGUUAUACAGUGUAUGAUUUCUGUAGUACCAUUCACAUACUGUUAUGAUUAUUCUCCACUUCUUGGAUAAUUUUAGACUUCUAAACAAAUUUAGUCAAGUGUUUAUUACUGUUAUGUAAUAUCAUUAUUUGGGGGACUGCUAACCUAACAAGUGUCACUAUGGCAUAUUGUAGGUACCAAAAAUAAAAGAUGGUGGUUCUGACCACAGCAUUUCUGACAAGGCUUCCUUAAAUUAGGCAGGCUGUGAAUCUGCUGUUUUUCCUUUCACAGUAAUGGGGCACAUUAGAACAGUAUAAGUAAGCUUUGUGCUGAUGGGAGUUUUGUCACAGGUGUAGUGCUGCUGUCAGAGUCAUCACAUGUGAAUGUAGUUUUACCAAGCUAUACCAGCACAGCCUGUGCUGGCAGAGACAGACCUGAGCUACAACAUUAGAGCAGAGUUACAUGAAUCCAUUUUAGAUCAUACAUUGAUAAAAAUUACAUUCCUAACGUUUCAUUAGAGGUACAAUAUAAGAUGUAUAAAUAUUCCUGAAUAUUCUCAGAAAUGUGUUACUUAAGACAAAAUAUAUCUUA
Molecule: messenger RNA, 2341 nt
Organism: Ficedula albicollis (Collared flycatcher)
Lineage: Eukaryota; Metazoa; Chordata; Aves; Passeriformes; Muscicapidae
Gene: DTWD1
Product: DTW domain containing 1
Exons: 5
Coding region: 274-1194 (306 amino acids)
Biological process (GO): tRNA modification
Cellular component (GO): nucleus
Molecular function (GO): tRNA-uridine aminocarboxypropyltransferase activity
Source: RefSeq, a predicted model, not a curated record